Zea mays is the source of this 1346-nucleotide messenger RNA. RefSeq lists its product as uncharacterized. The transcript has 6 exons. Gene Ontology annotation, cellular component: nucleus; cytoplasm. Bases 48 to 1085 code for a protein of 345 amino acids. Gene Ontology annotation, biological process: alternative mRNA splicing, via spliceosome. NCBI's taxonomy places the organism in Eukaryota, Viridiplantae, Streptophyta, Magnoliopsida, Poales, Poaceae. The record is from RefSeq and is marked validated.
AUAUUUGCUCUAAGUUAGUACUUUUUCAGAAACUGUAGACCGGAGCAAUGGAGGAAGAGAAAGCGGCGGCGUACUACGACGAGCUCAAUCGCAAGGGCGAGGGCGCCCGCCGCUUCAAGCAGGGGCUUGGCUUCUCCUCCUCAUCCGCCACUGCCUUCCCUUCCAAGCCCACCGCCUCCUCCUUCCUAUCCGGUUUUGUUCGCGCGGGCGCAGCCCCUGGCCCCGCCAAACAGCCGUUACCGCAUUCCAGGACCCCAUCCAGUCCGCACCAUCGCUCAAGUUCACCGCCUCUUUCGCGUCCCAGGAUCCGCUCCAGGUCCAGGUCCAGGUCCCCGUCUCGCUCCAGCCGGCGCCAAUCGAGAUCGAGGUCCCGGUCGAGGGAGCGCAGGCGCCGCUCCAGGUCUAGGGAGAGGGACCGCAGGGCAUCCUGUAGACGCUCUAGGUCGCGGGGGUCGAGAUCGCCUUCUCGCCGGAGCGGCAGGAGCCUGCACUUGGAAGCCCGGCGGGAACGGCAUGGGGAUCAGCGGCGGCGGCACGACGACGGCCAUCAGAGCUCUAAGGGUCGCAGUGAUAGGGACGGGGGCAAAAUGGACUACUCGCGGCUCAUAAAAGGAUAUGAUAAAAUGACUCCAGCUGAGAGAGUUAAAGCAAAGAUGAAGUUUCAGCUUUCAGAGACAGCUGCAAAAGAUUCCACUCUUGGAACUGCAACUGUGGGGUGGGAAAGAUUUCAAUUUAAUAAGGAUGCUCCACUUGAUGAAGAUAAUGACGAUGUUGAAGUUGCUAAUGAUGAUGCUUCACUGGUGAAGAAUAUUGGAAAGAGCUUCCGGCUUUCUGCUGUGGAGUCAAAGCGCGAAGAUAAAAUCAGAGAUGCGCAUGAUGAGGCUAUAUUUGGUGUACCUACAACUUCAUUUGUUGAUGUUGAAAUUGGUGGGGACGAGCUUAAAACCAAUCAUGAAGACGGGAAAGUUGAAGACACAGAAUCUGAUGAACCUAGCAGCUCCCUCAUCAGCGAUAAAGUACUGGCCAUGCAAAAAGGUUCCUGGAGGGAUCGGGCUCAGAAGUUGCGGAAGAAUUUGAACACAUGAACUUUGUCCUUGCAACUGCUCAAGUUCGAAUUUGCCAGCGUGUGACAGAGAUCUGGCAUCUUGUGAAGAUUUGAGCCUGAAGUUGAACUUAGCCCCACCCAUCCCUUAGAAUAGUUGCAUAAUGUAAGUUGUAAGAUUUGCGCCUGCUUUCUGUUUCCUCGAGUCAGCGCGCAAGUGACACCUUGUAGUGAACUGAGUUUGGAAAUUCAUUUGGUUAUUGUGAUUUGGCAAAUGGCCUGAAUCUAUUCAUGUUUAAAAAGA